Messenger RNA from Vespa velutina, 2674 nucleotides. Its product is annotated as ankyrin repeat and zinc finger domain-containing protein 1-like. The coding region runs from base 155 to 2521 and encodes 788 amino acids. Gene Ontology annotation, molecular function: protein binding. The transcript has 13 exons. NCBI's taxonomy places the organism in Eukaryota, Metazoa, Arthropoda, Insecta, Hymenoptera, Vespidae. The record is from RefSeq and is a predicted model, not a curated record.
ACGACAUGAUGUAACUUGAUGUAAUCUUUUUGCCUCGUAUGAUAUGUUACGUAGGAAAUUCGUGAAAGUACUCUUUAUAUAUAUAUAUACAUUAAUUUUGUAUUUCAUUAAACUAUUGCAAAUAUAAGAAAAAUUCUUACUGGAAUACUUAAUAAUGGAUCAUCGAAUAUAUAAAAUUUACAAUCAAGAAGACUUUAAUCGGAUUACGAAAGGCAUCAAAGUGGCACAAUGUAUGCAAUCACGAUCAUCAUCUGUUUCAGAAACAGAAAAUGUAUUAACUCAACUUGAGGAAUUAGUUGUAUCAGAUUCCUUAAGCUGUUCUUUUUGUAAUACUAUAUUUGAGGAUAAAAAACACCAGAGAUUACAUUAUAAAUUAGAUUGGCAUCGUUAUAAUCUUAAACAACGUUUAAAUGGCCUGAAGUCAAUUAGUGAAGAUAAUUUCAAUCUUUUAGCGGAUGAAGGUGAUGUAUCCAGUCUUUCUGGUAGUGAAGAAGAUUCUGACAAUGAAGAUGAUACAGGUACUUCUGAAACGGGGGGGUCAUCAAGUCCGUAUACGAAAAAUAGUGAAUCUAUAAAUAAGAAUGAAAGUUCAUCUAUUGCAAAAAGUAAAAAACAGGAAAAAAAAGGAAAAUCUGCAGAAUUAGUAUCUGAUAGUUCAGAUACAGAGUGUAAUGAAGAAAUAUCUAGAGAGAAAAAACUUCAAAAAUUACUUGCUAUUGCUAAUCGUCAUUCCAAAGUAUUUUUUGAAAAUGACGAUGGAAAUAUAUUUAGUAUAUAUAGGUGUUUACUUCAUAACAAAAAGGAAAUUCCUGAGAUGGACAAUCAGAUGAUAGCUCAAGCAUUGGAUAGUGGGAAGAAAACAUCAUGGACCAUUAUCAUGGUUGGAGGUGGACAUUUUGCAGCAGCAGUAUUUCAAGAUGGAGAACCAAUUGUGCAUAAAACCUUUCAUUCUUAUACUGUUAGAGCAAAGCAGGGUACUGCACAAAAUUCUCGUGACAGUCGUACAUUGGGUAAUCAUACAAAAAGUGCUGGAGCAAGUUUGCGUCGCUAUAACGAAGUAUCUCUCAUACAGCAUGUGCAAGAAAUAUUGGAAUUAUGGACGAGUCAUAUCAACAAUUCAUCAUUAAUUUUAUAUAGAGCUGUGGGACCACGUAAUCGUACUAUACUUUUUGGUGGUAAAAAUCCACCUUUAAAUAAAAAUGAUUCCAGAUUAAGACCAUUACCGUUUCCUACCCGAAGAGCUACAUUCAGCGAAGUUAAGCGUGUAUAUGAUAUACUAAGUACAAUGGAAAUAUAUGGCUCUGCAGCAGAUUUUACUGAUUGUUUCCCUAUUUCACCACGACAACCACCACGAAAGAAGAUUUCCAAAUAUGAUUUAUUAGUUGAAGUAACUGAAGGAGAAAUAACUUCAAGUUCUAAUGUUAAUAUCACGAACGAUAUAAUUAAAAAUAAUGAAAAAUUUAAAACAGUACAAGCAUCUCCAGAAAAGCAACAUAGGAAUUCUCGCGCACAUAUAGAUAGAGCAAAACCACGUAAAAGUCCAUGUCGUCCUUUGCCUGAUAUUGUUAUCAAGUUGGCUUUAACAUCUACAGAGUCUGAAACCAAUGAAAACAAUAGUUGUACUAAUAAUCAAGUAGAUAUGCCUCUAAUUGAACAUAAUAUGGAAAUUGAUUUUAGAGAAAAUUUACUUGCUUUUCAAAAUAAUAUACCACGAUAUAUGAAAAAUAAGAAAGCUCGUAAACAAAAAAAAAAAGUGAAAAAAAAUCACACAGAUGAAUCUGCAGUAAAUGAAGUAUUACAUAAUGCUAAAGAUCAAUUAUGGACUGCAUGUCAAUUGGGUGAUAAUGAAUUAUUAACUUCUACAAUAGAUAUUUUAUUAACUGAAGUUAAAAAAUUCGAAUCGUUAGAGGAAGAAAACGAGGUAGACACUCAGACAUUUUUAAGUAUGGAAAAUGUGAUAAAAUUGUUAAAUGAUGGAAAUGAAGAUGGUAAUACAAUGCUUCAUUUAGCAGCAAUUGGAGGACAUUUAAAAUUAAUAUGGGCAUUAUUAGAAAUUGGUUCAAAUCCUUGCAAUAAAAAUAAGAAAUUACAAACACCUUAUUCAGCUUCAAAAGAUAAAGAAACUAGAAAUACGUUUAGAAGAUUUAUGGGUACUUAUCCUGAUAAGUUCAAUUAUAGUAAGUCACAAAUACCUGGACCACUUACCGAUGAAAUAGAACAAGAAGAAACGGAAAGAAAGAGACAACAAAGGAAAGUAAAACGUGAGAAAGAAAAAAUAAAAAAACGAGAAUUUGAAGUAAAAAAGCAAGAGGAAGAGGCGAAGCAACGAUUUUUAAAUUUGAAUGAUAAGGAAAAGAGAGCAUUAGUCGCAGAAGAUGUUUCAAAAGAAAAUCGUACUGUCCGAUGUUUCCAAUGUGCUGUGGACAUUACAAAUCAGGUGCCUUUUAGUUACAGCUCAAAUUAUUUUUGCUCUAUGCCUUGUUUAAAAGAACAUCGCCUUCAUAACAAACAUAUUCUCUAAUGAAAUAUAUGUUCAGAAUAAAUUUUAUAUGAAUUGAAACAUACGAUAAAAUAAUAUAGUUACAUGCUUUAAUUAUAUAGUUAAACAAAUAUUUUAAGUAAUUGAUAGAAAUAAUUCAUUACAUAAAUAAACAAACAAAAUGUUUUAUGCAUA